AUGAGCACCUUUCAGCCAUUUCAAUGUGACGAAUGUGGCAGAAGCUUUGGACGAGGUGACGUCCUUGGCCGACACAAGAGGCUCCAUGCCCGUUCUCGAGCAAAUGCCCCCUCAGAUGCAGCACCAUCAGUAGGCGGCGCAAAUGAGGGCAAUUUACCCAGUCCCAAAGAAUCUGCACUGAGUCUUCUGGGCAUGUCUUCCUUCGAGCAAUCUCCAUUGUCCGGGAACCAGCAACUGCUCAGCUCCGACAACUUACUGGACUGGUUUAUGCCUGACUUUUGGGGCCCACCGGCCAUCCCGCUACCAUUUACAGACCCUCUAAAUCAACCGCAUCCGCAGAUAUCCAAUGGCCCCAACCUCCUAUCCGCUCAGUACCCGGGAGCUUCUCAACAAGAACCUGGAAAGAUAGCCAUGCAGCAAAGUUAUAGAUUGAUAGAAGAUCUGUCGAAACGUCUGAACACGGAAUUGCAUAGCUCCGGAAUUACAUCCGCCUUCCUCGACGCAUGCUUGCAGCAAUUCUUCGAGUGGCUUUCCCCAUGCUUUCCGGUCAUACACGAACCGACAUUUUCAACACGUGAAACCAUCCCACCGCUUCUGCUAAACAUGGUAGCCCUCGGUUCUCUCUUUGUAUGCCAGCCAGACUCAUCUCAAAAAGGAGAGAUGCUCUGGCGCCUGGGCCAUACCGCGGUAGCAACCUCCUGGCAAACACUUAGUAGCCUGCGGGGGCCGCGAGAUGCCUGCGAUGGGGUCCAAUUGGUCAUGACGGCGCUUUUGGGGCAGCUAUUUGCCCUACUAUCGAGCAAUGAAGGCAUACGAACGACAGCAUUUGUAUGGCAUGGACUUGGCUUCUACUGGGCGCGCACAUCUGGCAUGUAUGCCGCCGAAGGUAUGCAACAAUACGAUAUUCCAGGACGAGAUGCUCCAGCCUCGACAAAGCACGCAGCAUGGUUGACAUGGGCGGCCAUUGAAACCAAACGACGCGCAAUCCUAGGCCACUAUAUACUCGACGGCCUCAUCUCACAAGCUUCCGGUUCCCCGGCCAGCACUCGUCACCUGAUAAAUUCCAUCAGAACCGCAUGCCCUGACUCAGCCUUCCUCGCAAAGACCGCAGACGACUGGAUCGUCGAAAUGGAAAGGUCAAGUCUAACUCAAUGUCCCUUCAGCGAAGUCUUUGUCUCCUUCUUCUCACCAGAAUCCCCGAAUUUCUCCCCACCACGUCUCUCAAUCUUCUCAACCCUUGUCACCAUAGAGGGUCUGCAGUCCCUCAUAUCCGACCUCCACGAAACCAACGGACCGGUAUUUGGCGCAAUUUCAGAAAGGCAAAUCAUCCAAGCGUUGUUGAAUAUCUACGACACAAAUAUCAGUAAGGGAGCAGCCAUCCAUGACAGCAAUCUUCAACUCACCCUCCGCUGGCACACCAUUUGUCUUGAACUAGCAGUUUCCUCUGCUUCCCUAUGUCAAAGGAUAUGCCACGCAUAUGGUUUACGGCAGCCCCUUGGAGGAAUGGCUACCAAAGAAGAUCAACUGUCAUUUGAUCUGAACCAGUGGGCUAGAAGUGCUGGUGCUGUGAGGGCAGUUCUACAUGCUUUUGCUAUUACUCGAAUCGUCAGUCAGAUUCCGUUCAGGUUAGCUCAUGCGCCUCAUAUCCCGGCUGCUAUAUUUGCGUCGGCAGUUGUGAUGGGUGGGUGGUGUUUAGCCCGCGAAGAGACGAUCCACGUUGGAUUAGAUACACCAUGGCAUGACAUUUGGCGUGAGGGGCAUGACAUUGAUCAGUACCUCCGACAACAAGAUACUGACGGGACCAAAGUCCAUCUGCUCAACGAAAUGAACUUUCUCCAGAUCAGUCUUCAAACUCUCACAUCGCGCUGGAGCGUGUCUCGUCCAAUGGCGGAAACAAUUCAACAAAUAGCCACCUUGGCUCGACAAUAUCAUUGA
This is a messenger RNA of Aspergillus niger, 1935 nucleotides long. RefSeq lists its product as uncharacterized. The record is from RefSeq and is a predicted model, not a curated record. Gene Ontology annotation, molecular function: RNA polymerase II cis-regulatory region sequence-specific DNA binding; zinc ion binding; DNA-binding transcription factor activity, RNA polymerase II-specific. Bases 1 to 1935 code for a protein of 644 amino acids. NCBI's taxonomy places the organism in Eukaryota, Fungi, Ascomycota, Eurotiomycetes, Eurotiales, Aspergillaceae. The transcript has 2 exons. Gene Ontology annotation, biological process: regulation of transcription by RNA polymerase II; DNA-templated transcription. Gene Ontology annotation, cellular component: chromatin.